This is a messenger RNA of Limulus polyphemus (Atlantic horseshoe crab), 777 nucleotides long. RefSeq names its product macrophage migration inhibitory factor homolog. NCBI's taxonomy places the organism in Eukaryota, Metazoa, Arthropoda, Merostomata, Xiphosura, Limulidae. The record is from RefSeq and is a predicted model, not a curated record. The transcript has 3 exons. Gene Ontology annotation, molecular function: phenylpyruvate tautomerase activity; cytokine activity. Bases 258 to 545 code for a protein of 95 amino acids.
UUAAAAGAAUAAAACUAAUGAAGUUGAUAUUAUUUAAUAGAUCACUUUAAUCUUUUAGUUAUAAAUAGUAAAUGAAAAGUUGAUUUUUGCAACAAUGAAAAUAAAAUUCUAGCAACAAAUGUCUCUUAAACACAUUCAGAAUUUGGAUUGUACAGUGAAUAAGUUUAUAAAUAGAUUUUUAAGUGUAAAUUAAGUGCCAAAUAUAGUUGUUAUUCUGAAGAUAAUUUUAAUAUCCAACUAGUGUUGAAAUACUGUGAAUGAAGUUUAGCUUUCUAUUUUCUUUUCUUUGCUGGUAUAUUAUUAUUCAUGUGAAUACUGAUCAACUGAUUUCCUUUGGAGGAGGGAGUGAACCAUGUGCUUCAUCAACAUUAAUGAGUAUUGGGGCACUAGGAAGAGAAGAAAAUAAAAAACAUUCUGCGGCUUUUAUAAACACAUUAAGAAGACUUUGUGUAAAAAUUGUUAUUUUCAAAAUCUAUAUUCAUUACAGCAAUGCCAAUAAGGCUGGUAUUGGAUAUGUGGGGAAGACAUUUGAUGAUCUGUUGUGAAAGCUUAUAAAGAACAUGAAGUAAGGAGUUCACAGGGAAAUCCUUUUCUAUUUUUUGACAACUGACUCUAUUACCUGUGUAUAUAUUAGUGUUCAUCUAUUUUGUAUCCUGGAAAUAUCACAUGUAUAUGUGCAGUGUUCUACUACUAAGAUAAGUUUUAAAAGAGAUUAUUAUUGGAUGAAAUUUUCAUUUGGCUGUUUGUAUUAUGUAAUAAAAAGUUUAGUCUCUUUCA